This is a messenger RNA of Fomitopsis serialis, 1098 nucleotides long. Its product is annotated as peroxisomal membrane anchor protein conserved region-domain-containing protein. Gene Ontology annotation, biological process: protein import into peroxisome matrix, docking. The coding region runs from base 32 to 958 and encodes 308 amino acids. Gene Ontology annotation, cellular component: peroxisomal importomer complex; peroxisomal membrane. Gene Ontology annotation, molecular function: signaling receptor binding. NCBI's taxonomy places the organism in Eukaryota, Fungi, Basidiomycota, Agaricomycetes, Polyporales, Fomitopsidaceae. The transcript has 5 exons. The record is from RefSeq and is a predicted model, not a curated record.
UGUUCCCCUCGUUCAUGCCCCGCACUGCAGGAUGGCGACCCCAGACCGUCAAGAGCUCGUCCGCAAUGCAGUCGUCUUUCUCGCUGAUCCAAAGACCCAAGCAUCGUCGCUCGCUCAGCGAGUCCAGUUCCUGGAGGCCAAGGGUCUGACUAGCCCGGAGAUCGACGAAGCCAUGAAACAAGCCGCGCUGCAGAGAGGACAGAUGGCUCUAGGACCGUCUUCUGUCCCAUAUGCGCCAGCUUAUGCUCCGGUCUACGGGCCCUCGCCUUUCGCUGCCCAACCUCCCAUGCAACCUUGGGACUGGAGAGAUUACUUCAUCACCGCUGUCGUCUCUGGAGGCGUCGCUUAUGUCGCAGCGUCACUAUUCAGAAAAUUCGUCCUCCCGCAUCUGCAACCACCGUCGACAACUGCGUAUGAGGCCGACAGAGAUGCGUUGACAUCACAGUUCGAUUCGGCGGAGGCUCUGCUCAAAGAGAUUCAAGCUGAGUCCGCUGCUGUCCGACUCGCAGUCGAGCAGCAGAACGAGAAGGUCGAGAAGGCAACGCAGGAUGUGGAAGAGGUGGUGAAAGAGAUGAGGGAAGGUGAGUCUAGGGCGAGGGACGAGAUGCGCGAGAUCCGGGAUGAAGUCAACAACGUUCGCGAGAUGUUACCGAAGAUGCUGGAUAAGAACAAGGAGAGUCAGCAACAGACAUUGGCAGAAUUACAGCAAGAGCUCAAGUCCAUGAAAGCGCUAUUAUUAAGUCGCGGACCAUCCUCUCCGAGCGGCUUCUCCACACCGAUAGUCCCCAGUAAGCCCGCCAUACCCGCAUGGCAGCUCGCAGCCACUUCGCCCUCGACAACUAUGGCUGGCUCUAGCAUACCGUCGCCGCAGCCUUUACCUAUGUCCCCACCGUUCCCCAACGGAAAAGGCAAGGCAGUGGAGGUACCGUCUGAUACCUCUGCCCCCUCGGAGUCGUAGGGUGCGCUUUCAGUCAUUGUAUACUUCACUGCACUAUGGAAAACAGACAUCAAUUGCGGGUACCAAAAUUGACAUACGUCGUGAGAGACACAAGUCAUUGAAUAGCUCUGUCGGCCUUCAGCCUGAGCCCUGAAUACUAC